UCUCCAACCUCUAGGCCAGGCAAGGAUGUGGCAGUUGGAUGUGAUGCAUGGUUCAAGAACACUUAUGGGUCAGAAAACGCGUAGAAAGCAGAUUUUGACCUCCAAAGGACAUUCAUCUUACACUGCACUUUGUCGAGGUUGAAUAUUGUAUUCAUUUAUCUUUACUUCUUCGUCCAUUAAUAUAUUCAUUAGUGUGUGCUCUUAGAUCCGACGCUAUUAAUAAUGCACAAACGAACACAACAUUUGCUACUGGGAAAAUCAGUAUUACAUCUCCAGCUAUCACACACACACAACACACCAACUCACGCUCCGCCUUUAAUUCCGCCAACUCCAAGAUCAGCGCGCAUCAGUGGAGAGAGAGAAAGAUAGAGAGACCCAGUGGGCGUGUGUGUUUGUGUGCGAGAGAGAGAGAGUUCACCACUGUCAAAGCCGAUUACCGUUUAUCGGGUCUGUGAUUCUGUCAGUGUGUCCACUUCAGGGUUCUCCCCUGUGUGAACGACACGCCUCUUGCUUUCUCCUACUUGUUGGUGGUUUAUUUAUAGAAGCGCGUUUCUUUUGGCGAGCAGCAUGGAUUUAUUGUAGUGCGUGUGGACUCGGGCAUCUUUACUAUGAGUUCCUGUGCAGAAGCGCUCCCGUCUGCGGGGCAACUUUUCCGUGCGCCACGGCGCCGCUGAGCCGCGCGUUUCUAGGUGGGGAAAGUUUUACACGCAGCCCCCGGCCACCACACCAUGAGCCCACCGUGAGAGCUCCGACUGUCCCACUUUCUUCUCUCGUCUAAGCCGUAAGACAAAAUGCAGAAGAGCGUCCGCUACAACGAGGGGCACGCGCUGUUUUUGUCGUUGGUCGCCCGUAAAGAGGGGACCAAGCGCGGCUACCUGUGCAAGAAGACGGCGGAGAACAGCCGAUGGCACGAGAAGUUCUUUGCCCUUUACCAAAAUGUACUGUUCUACUUCGAGAACGAGCAGAGCGCGCGACCGUCCGGGAUUUACCUGUUGGAGGGAUGCACCUGCGAGCGCGCGCCGGCGCCCAAGAUGUCCACCACUGGGAAAGAAGCGCUGGAGAAACAGCACUACUUCCUCAUCGUGUUUGGUCACGAUGGACAGAAGCCUCUGGAGCUGCGGACUGAGGAGGAGAGUGAGUGUGAUGAAUGGGUGGAGGCCAUCCAGCAGGCCAGUUACUCCGACAUCAUCAUUGAGCGAGAGGUGCUGAUGCAGAAAUACAUCCACCUUGUGCAGAUUGUGGAGACUGAGAAGGUGGCUGCCAAUCAGCUGCGCACCCAGCUAGAAGAUCAGGACACAGAAAUUGAGAGGCUCAAAGCGGAGAUUGUCGCUCUGAACAAAACUAAGGAAAGAAUGCGGCCUUACCACGUCAACCACGAAAACGAAGACCCGGAUAUCAAAAAGAUCAAAAAGGUGCAGAGUUUCAUGCGGGGCUGGCUUUGUCGGAGGAAAUGGAAGAUCAUUGUUCAGGACUACAUCUGCUCUCCUCAUGCUGAGAGCAUGAGGAAGAGGAACCAGAUUGUGUUCAACAUGGUAGAGGCAGAGACAGAGUACGUCCACCAGCUCUACAUCCUGGUCAACUGCUUCCUUAGACCUCUGAGGAUGGCUGCCAGCUCCAAGAAACCCCCCAUCAGCCAUGAUGAUGUCAGUAGCAUCUUCCUCAACAGUGAGACAAUCAUGUUCCUACAUGAGAUUUUCCAUCAAGGUUUAAAGGCAAGGAUAGCCAACUGGCCAACCCUGGUGCUGGCUGAUCUUUUUGACAUCCUGCUGCCCAUGCUGAACAUCUAUCAGGAGUUUGUGCGUAACCACCAGUACAGCCUGCAGGUUUUGGCCAAUUGUAAGCAGAACAGAGACUUUGACAAGCUGCUGAAACAAUAUGAGUCUAACGCUGCCUGUGAGGGAAGGAUGCUUGAGACCUUCCUCACAUACCCAAUGUUCCAGAUCCCUCGCUACAUCAUCACCUUGCAUGAGCUAUUGGCACACACACCUCAUGAACAUGUGGAGCGCAAGAGCCUUGAAUUUGCCAAGUCCAAACUAGAGGAACUGUCCAGAGUAAUGCAUGAUGAGGUGAGUGACACAGAGAAUAUCCGGAAGAACCUGGCCAUAGAGAGGAUGAUAGUGGAGGGCUGUGACAUCCUGCUGGACACAAGCCAGACCUUUGUCAGACAGGGCUCUCUGAUCCAGCUGCCGUCAGUGGAACGAGGGAAGCUAAGUAAGGUCCGUCUGGGCUCUCUCUCUCUAAAGAAGGAAGGGGAAAGGCAGUGCUUCCUCUUCACCAAACACUUCCUUGUAUGCACACGCAGCUCCGGUGGAAAACUGCACCUUCUCAAGCAAGGCGGAGUUUUGUCGCUGAUUGACUGCACACUCAUAGAGGAACCAGAUGCCAGCGAUGAAGAGUCUAAAGCCGGUGGUCAGGUAUUCAGUCAGCUGGACUUUAAGCUUGUAGUAGAGCCGACGGACUCACCUUCAUUCACUGUGGUGUUACUGGCACCAUCGCGGCAGGAGAAGGCAGCAUGGACCAGUGAUAUUAGCCAGUGUAUAGAUAAUAUUCGCUGUAAUGGCUUGAUGACCAGUGUAUUCGAGGAGAACUCUAAAGUCACAGUGCCUCAUAUGAUCAAAUCCGAUGUGCGUCUCCAUAAAGAUGAUGUUGACAUUUGCUUCAGCAAGACGCUCAACUCCUGCAAGGUCCCCCAGAUCCGCUACGCCAGCGUUGAGCGGCUGCUUGAGAGGCUGACUGACCUGCGCUUCCUCUCCAUUGACUUCCUCAACACCUUCCUGCACACAUACAGGAUUUUCACCACGGCUACGGUGGUCAUGGACAAACUGGCCGACAUCUACAAGAAGCCCUUCAGCUCCAUACCGAUCAGGCCGCAGUACCCCUCAUUUGACCGUCUGUCCAUCUCAUCCAUCUGUCCUGACUACAGUAUGAAGAUCAAGAAGAUAGCCAUGGAUCAGUCCAAGUCCUUGGAGCUGUUCUUUGCCACCAAUCAGAACAACAGAGGUAGUGAGCACAUAAAUGACAAAUCUCCUCGUCUCUGCCGCAAGUUCUCCUCUCCACCUCCUCUGUCCAUCCCAUCCCGUACCUCCUCCCCAGUCAGAACACGAAAGCUUUCCCUCCACUCCCCCAUCACCGCCAGGGUCGGCGGCCUCGACUUAACCAGUCCUCUGUCAAACUCUGGCGUCAACACUUCUCAGUCUGCUACCAGUAGCCCCACAUCUGCCCACACCCCCCAAACCCCGACUCCAACCAACACCUCUCCUCCUCCUCCUCCCUCUUCCACUUCUCCCCCACCCAACAACUCUAAACCACCGCAGGACCAAGUUCCACCCAUUCCCUCAUCCCCGGACCAGAGUACCUGCUCAGCUGCAGAGGGGGAGGAGGUGCCCAAGUUCGACCCGUUUUGUGGUAAACUUCGACGGAACAUGCGCAGAGCUGUGUUGGAGUCAGUGUCACUGGAGAAAAUCAUCCCAGAGUCUCCUCAGAGCAGUGAUGCAGGAGACAUGUCUCCAUGUCGCUCCCCUUCCACACCUCGACACCUCCGCUACAGACAGCCUGGAGUUCAGUCAGGGGAGAACUCACGCUGCUCCGUCUCUCCUGCUUCAGCCUUCGCUAUCGCCACGGCGGCAGCAGGACACGGUUCACCGCCAGUGUUUGCAAACUCUGAAAGAACUUGUGAUAAAGAUUUCAUCAUCCGCCGAGCUGCAACUAACAGAGUUCUCAAUGUGCUGCGGCACUGGGUCUCCAAACACUCUCAGGACUUUGAGAUGAAUGGGGAGCUGAAGAUGUCAGUGAUCUGUCUCCUGGAGGAGGUGCUCAGAGAUCCAGACCUGCUGCCUCAGGAGAGAAAAGCUACUGCGAACAUACUAAGUGCCCUUUCUCAGGAUGAGCAGGACGAUGCCCAGCUGAGGAUAGAGGACAUCUUACAGAUGGCGGACUGUCCGAAGGCUGAGUGUUUCGAGUCUCUCUCAGCGAUGGAGCUGGCUGAGCAGAUCACUCUGCUGGAUCACAUCGUCUUCAGGAGCAUUCCUUAUGAAGAAUUCCUGGGCCAGGGCUGGAUGAAAGUCGAUAAGACAGAAAGGACGCCAUACAUCAUGAAAACUAGUCAGCACUUCAACGACAUGAGUAACCUGGUGGCGUCACAGAUUAUGACCCAUACUGAUGUGGGCUCGAGGGCCAGCUCCAUAGAGAAGUGGGUUGCUGUGGCUGACAUCUGCCGCUGUCUCAACAACUACAACGGAGUUCUGGAGAUCACAUCUGCACUCAAUCGCAGUGCCAUCUACCGGCUGAAGAAAACCUGGGCUAAAAUCAGCAAACAGACUAAAGCCCUGAUGGACAAACUGCAGAAGACUGUGUCCUCCGAGGGAAGGUUUAAAAAUCUGAGGGAGACCCUGAAAAACUGCAACCCUCCAUGUGUGCCAUACCUGGGAAUGUAUCUAACAGACUUGGCCUUUAUUGAGGAGGGAACACCCAAUUUUACUGAGGAAGGUCUUGUUAACUUCUCCAAAAUGAGGAUGAUAUCACACAUCAUCAGGGAGAUCCGACAGUUCCAGCAGACUCCGUACAGAAUAGAGCAUCAAGCUAAGGUGACCCAGUACCUUCUUGAUAAAACUCUGAUCAUGGAUGAAGACACACUCUAUGAUCUCUCCCUGAAGAUCGAGCCCAGGCUUCCUGCCUGAAGUACAACUGCUUGUGGCCAGUGGGAGCCUACCGAACUUGGACCCUCCCUCCCCAAGGGCAACGCGCCCAACGUAAUCUCAUCAAUCAAGAGAACAUUUUUGAAGUUUUGAGAGCGACAUGGAAAGGGAAAUAAGAGUGAUAAAGUCUGAAGUUGAGAUAGGAAGAAGGAGCAUGGGAGAGAAUUUCUGUGGUGUUGGACUGAUUGUCUUCACGGAGAACAAGAGGAAAAGGUUUUGGUUGCAUUGCGGUGAUUAUUUUUGAGGGAAUGACAUGUCUCUGUGUGUGCUUGUCACUCCUCGGUCGAGAAUGUGGCUCACCUGACAUCACUCUUCCUCAGGCCAGCCUAAAAGUGCAGGAAAGGCUUGGAGCAUGGAGCGAAUGGAUGAAAUACAGUGGACGUAACAGAAAUGUAGCAUAUACAGACAGUGUGACAGAGAAAUGUCUGUGCUCGUGUCUCUGUGCUGUUGUCUGUGUUCUGUUGCCUGUGCUUAUCUGCGCCAUGUCCUGGAGCAAGAGCCCCAAAAAUGCUUUAUGUCACGAUGGUCACUGUGUAAAUCUUGCAUGAUUUCAGCUCGGGAUUUGACUGCCUAAAUGGCCUUCAACCUGCCCCUCCGAUCCUCAGCUUAGCAUGCUUCACUCUUCUCCAGAGUGACUCUUUAAGCCACUAUGCAUCCUUAGUGUGCUGGGAAUGGCAAGAUGCCCUUAAGCCUUCAAAUAUGAUGUAGAGAGACUCUGAAAAGAAACACAUAAAAAUUCCCUAAAAUGGAAAAUCUAAGGUAUUUUGAAAGUUUCUUAUAUGUCCUUUGGUAAAACAGUUAAUUCUGUAUUUAUUUUUAAUCAGUCUUUAUCUAAAGACUUCCCUUGAGAAUGAAGAGCUCUUUCUAUAAAAAUGUCCACAUGAAUGAUAUAAAAUUAAAAACGUUAUCAGUGCCUUCCACGAGUGUAGGUCAAUUACUCCACAGUUGCCAAUUUCCAUUAAGGUUUGUAUACAAAUCCUAUUUCCACACAAAUCUUGAGAUUUCCUGUAAAAAUUGGACUGUAGUUUCACUCAUUCUUUUAGGUCAUGUAGACUAAACAGUAGCAUGUUAGUGUUGACACAGUAAAGUCUUUGCAGCAUCUAAUCAUAAGCAAAUAUCUCCCUCUGGUGGUUAAACAUUGUUAUAACCUCCAAUGACCCAAAGCUUUCGCGGCAUUUGUGUGCAGUUUGAUUUCUUUGGCUUUUACAAAUUGUCAGAUACUGACGUGCUGGGGCGUUUUUUGCACUCUCUGAGAUGUAGCUUUGCUUGAGUGACCGUAUGAUCGUUAUUUACUCUGCUAUUUAUUUCAUCAGAUACUGUAUUUAUCUUACUUAUUUUAAAUAGUAACCCCACACAUAUCAGAUGAUUGAUGAAGAAAUACUUUGAAUUGUCAUGCUGUGAAUAUAGAUUUUAUUGGAUUUUUUUCCUUUUUUCUUCUUGUUCUUUUUUUUUUCUGUCCCGCUUGCUUUUAUGUUGAAUUCUAGUUUUGCAUCCCAGGCUCUUGUAUUGCAAGAAAUCUGUUUUAUUCUUUUCUUUUCUUUUUUUUUUUUUUUAAAAAAGGGGGAUUUUGAAGAUUGAAAAAAAUGUAGCAUUUGAAUAAUUCUGAAUUUGUUUUCUGUAUUGCUGAUAUGAUGAACAUAGUUGUCCUGCAUGCACACAACAGCUGCAUGUUGUGCAUGUCUGACCGGAUGCUCCCUGUACGUUCGAACUCUGCUUCUCUAUAUUAGUAUUGUCUCUGUAGCUGUCUGAAGGCUCUGCUAAAAGGCAUACAAACAA
This is a messenger RNA of Scatophagus argus, 6470 nucleotides long. RefSeq names its product Ras protein-specific guanine nucleotide-releasing factor 2b (gene rasgrf2b). Gene Ontology annotation, cellular component: plasma membrane. Gene Ontology annotation, molecular function: protein binding; guanyl-nucleotide exchange factor activity. The transcript has 29 exons. The coding region runs from base 792 to 4676 and encodes 1294 amino acids. Lineage: Eukaryota; Metazoa; Chordata; Actinopteri; Scatophagidae. The record is from RefSeq and is a predicted model, not a curated record. Gene Ontology annotation, biological process: Ras protein signal transduction; positive regulation of GTPase activity.